UGGCGUCUCGGGCGUCGCGAAGCCUAUCGUUUUUGCUGGAGUUGAUGUUUGAGAAACAUUUUCUUUUCCACAUUCAAAACUGGGCAGCACUCGUCCGAGAGAAGGAUUGCCUCGAGCCGAGAGAAUUGUAGAAUUUACGGACUCAGAGAACACAGCUGGAUGCCUCAAAUGUCAUUAAAAAGUACAGUUAAAUUUAAACAGUGAAUUAAAUAUAAUAUAGCGGACAAAAAAUAUCAAGUUGUUGAAAUGCCAUUUUUCAUGAUUGCCUCGUUACGAAAACACAAUAUUGGCGGACACUAAUUGGUGCAAAAUUACCCUCGGAAUAUAACUAAACAAGCCCACUUCCUGUGUAAACAUUCUAACGCACGCCCUCAGCUAGAGAAUCAGAAAAAAACGGACCAGCUGGUUUGCGUUCAGUUGUCACCUUCCGUUCGCCCAACCUGGAUCGCACAAUGGUGGCCAACGUGCUGGACGCCCACCGGCAGAUAACCUUUCCGCUAAAGUGCGUCGGACUGCACCCGCUGGUGACGGAGGGUCGGAACCGUCGGCAGCUGCACUAUCGAAUGCUGAACUGCGCGUUGAUCCUGGCUUCGAUCGGGUUCUACGGGUACUUGCUGUGGAACUACUCGCUGGACUCGGAGUUUUUCCGACUCAACAGCGGGCAGCCUGCAAGUUUGCCAACAGCAACGAGCUGUUUGGCGCAUUUCAACCUGUGCUGCAAGCUGUUCGGAAUCAUUCCUCUGUUCACAAACCUGAAGCGCGAAAAGACCCGACGACCGCUGUACCUCUUGUUGAACUAUCUUGGACUUGCCGCUUCCAUGACAGCUUACGUUGCGAUUUUACGGAUGUCCUUUCGUGAAACGAUUGUCCAAGUGGUUAACUCGUCACUGAUGAUCCUCAUCAUGGAGGGUGUCUAUCGGCAGUACAGUAUCGUCGGUUUGGUAGCAGUUGGACAGCUGCUGUACGAGGGUGUUGGCAAAAUCACCACCAUCUUGGACACGGUGGAUCGCGAGUUGGCCCAAGCUGGCAACACUGGAACGCUGGUAACGUUCGACAGAUUGGUGCACCGGUUGAUCGUGUUUGGAUUUUUGGCUCCUUUUCUACUCCUUGCGUUGGGAGCAGUGUUUUUGAACAGCCACGUUGACGUCAAGCCCGGACAGCUUCUGGUAAUCGCAACCAACCUUUACGUGCAGUGUUCGUACGCGUUCAUGCUGCUGCACCCAAUCGUUACAGUGUUGGCAGUGUCGUUGCGCUUCCGCCGAGUCGAUGAAACGAUGAGUUCAACACCCCGUCAAAACCGGGUCCAGUUAUGUGCGUGUUUGCUCGUUUGUGGCAUCCUGAUGACGUGGAACUACGAUUACCGGUACUGGAACAAGUGGAACUCACCGGUGGUAAUCAUGUGUGGCACUGUGAUGCAAACGGUUAGCUUUUGCGAACCCACGCUGGCUAUCGUGGCAGGUUUCUUGCUGAAAUCGAAAACACAACGUUUGCUGCUGAAGUUGCACCACUUCGAUGUUCAGUAUCAAAACCUCACCAAACAAGCGUUCAACUAUCGAAAGCAGCAAAGCGGGAUUGCAAUUGGCUUUUACGGUCACCUCGUCAUCUCCAUGUGCUUCAUGUUGAGCUAUAACGCGUUCGUUAACGGUUUGUCGGAGCUGGGACUCAUGACGUGCUUGACGCUUGCGUACAACUUAUUGCACGUGAUUGCAUCCCGUUUGAGACAUGGAAACGCUAACACCUCCUCGUCAAUCAAAAUGUUGUGGUUUAACGUCGUCACCAUCUACGAAUCUCUUCGUCCACUUUACUACCCGCUGAAGAUUUGUGGCCUCGCUCCAGGCCCGUUCCAUCGCACUAAACGACGGUACCGCUGGAGAGAACGUUUGUACGCAGCGGUGGCCGCUUCAGGAUAUUCGUGGGCAUUUUACGUCAACUUUUUCAUGCAAAACUUUUCCUAUCUGCAAAGUUCAUCUCUGAUCGUCGUGAUAUGUUACGUGUUUACCGUGUUUCUGUUUCUGAUUGAGAUCUUCACGGUGCUCCGAAGUGUCACCGUGUGGCCCAAAGUGCAAAGACUCUUUCGCAAGCAGCACGAGGUGGAUCAAUCCCUGCGGUGGCUCAACGUGCCAAUUGACCACGCCGGUUGCCAUCGACGGCUGACGGUGACGAUUUGGGCCGUGCUGAUCCUGUUGACAGCGGCCGUUUUGGUUAGCUAUCGGAGGGCCAUUUCAAAAUCCGCGCUCGGGUUCAGUUCGACGCGACUGCUUACGUACCUGGUGCAAUCCCUCGGGUACGCGUUGGUCGUGGGUCUUCCGAUUGUGGUGGUUCUGCUGUUGAAGUGCCGAUUUCGCGCCGUCAACGACGCGUUCAGGUGAGUUU
Molecule: messenger RNA, 2373 nt
Organism: Culex pipiens pallens (northern house mosquito)
Lineage: Eukaryota; Metazoa; Arthropoda; Insecta; Diptera; Culicidae
Exons: 5
Coding region: 453-2369 (638 amino acids)
Biological process (GO): sensory perception of taste
Cellular component (GO): membrane
Source: RefSeq, a predicted model, not a curated record